AUGGCUCCGAGUUCCCGUGUCUGGCUCAUCACCGGCUGUUCCUCUGGCUUCGGCCUGCAGCUGGCCAAGAUCGCCGCCGCGCGCGGUGAUCGCGUCCUGGCCGCCUCGCGUCGCCCGGACAAUAUCGAGGAGCUGGCUGGUCAGAAGAACAUCAGACUCGUUCGCCUCGACCACAACGAGGAUCUUGACAAGAUCAAGAGUGCCGUCAACGACAUCAUCUCGGUAUACGGCACCAUCGACAUCGUCGUCAACAACGCCGCCUACGUUCAGAUGGGUACCAUCGAGGAGGCCUCCCCGGAGGAGACUCUCCGGCAGUUCCAGGCCAACCUCUUCGGGCCCCUCAACCUCUACCGCGCUGUGCUCCCCCACCUCCGCAGCAGGGGCCGCGGCACACUCGUAACCAUCGGCUCCAUGGCCGCCUGGUAUACCAUGAGCAGCUGUAACCUGUACAACGCGUCCAAGGCGGCCCUGCGGUGGGCCACCAUCGGCCUGGCCGAGGAGGUCAAGGGGUUCGGCAUCGAGCACUGCCUGGUCGAGCCGGGCUUCUUCCGCACGGCCCUGCUCAAGCCAGGCGCCAACCUUGCGGGAACCCCGCCGUCGACGCGGCUGAUGGCGUACUCCGACAUCAAUGCGGUGGCGGACGAGAAUCUCAGGAAAUACCACGGCAAGCAGCUCGGCAACCCGACCAAGGGCGCCGAGAUCAUUUACGACGUGGCCACCUCGACGGGCGUCGCCGAGGGGAAGCCGCUCCCGGGGUUUCUGCCGCUGGGGAGCGACGCCUCCAGGGAGAUAUCCAAGUCUCCUCACCUGACAUGGGAUGCCAUUGACGAGUGGCGGUCCAUCAGCGCCCUGAGCGACUUCCCUGCUGGAGCGUAG
This is a messenger RNA of Thermothielavioides terrestris NRRL 8126, 876 nucleotides long. RefSeq lists its product as uncharacterized. Lineage: Eukaryota; Fungi; Ascomycota; Sordariomycetes; Sordariales; Chaetomiaceae. The coding region runs from base 1 to 876 and encodes 291 amino acids. The transcript has a single exon. The record is from RefSeq and is a predicted model, not a curated record.